CGGCUAGGAGGGAAUAGCGGCCGUCUGCGGGGGGACAUUUCAUGUAAGAAACGCGUCCUGUAGUGCAGUUUGUGCCUCGUAAAAGUUUCUCACGGGUAAAAUUGAAAAAUAAACAUCAUUGUUGAGACGUCAAAGGAACCUAACAUCAUUAUAAUUCAGUGAAAUUUGUCUAUUUGUCGUGACCCUGCCGACGUCCUGGAGAUAACCAGCCUGUAUCAGCGUAUCGCCAUUACUGCUUCUCUCAGUUCUCUGCUGAGAGUUUACCUUUCGACGUGUUGUUUAUCGGUCUGGAUAAGUAUGACAGACUGGUACUCCAGCGUUACCGGUUGUCGUGUUUCUGUCCAGAAGGUCGAUGAAAUAUCCCUGACAUGGCAACAAAGAGGCUGGACCACUUCGAGGUGGAGUGUGAGUGGGCUGCAUGCGGGUUCAGGGGUCGCUCCAUGGAGGAGCUCAGCGAUCACAUGGCCGAGCACCUCCGCGAGUACUUGGGAGACAAAGAUGCUCUGGAGGAACUGGAGGAGUUUGCCUGUCUCUGGACCGGAUGUGAGUUUGUGUCCAUGGGCAGCGCCGCCGAGUUGGAGGUCCACGCCUACUUCCACAACCAUCUGGGCAAGCUCAGGUUCAUCGGCUCCCAGUUGCUGAAGUCCAAACCAAGUCUCCCCAGCUGCAACCAUGAGGUCCACAGCAACAACCUGAUCCCCGAAGGAUCGGAGGGCUACGUGUGCCAGUGGGAGCACUGCGACUGCACGUUUAACAACCCCGAGUGGUUCUACCGGCACGUGGACAAUCACAUAGAAAGUGCCGAGCAGCAGUCGCUCUCGCAGCAGCAGCAGGCCCUGGUCUGCCGCUGGGGAGGCUGUGACGCCUACUUCAAGAUCCGCUAUCGCCUACGAGAACACAUGAGAAGUCACACUCAGGAACGGCUGGUCGCCUGCCCCACGUGUGGCAGCAUGUUCUCCAGCAACACCAAGCUCUUUGACCACCUGCAGAGACAGGCGGAGCCAGUGGAGUCUCUGGUGUGUGAACACUGUGGCAAGUGUUUCCCCAGCGAGAGGCUGUUGAGGGACCAUGUUCGCCAGCACGUGAAUCAGGUCAAGUGUCCGCUCUGUGACAUGAGCUGCACGACUUUAGCCGCGCUGAAGAUCCACAUCCGGUUUCGCCACUGUGACGAGAGGCCGUUCGCCUGCGACUUCUGUGACAAAAGGUUUAAGAACCAGCGCGACUGCCACAAACACGCCGAGGUUCACAACGAGGGAGCGGUGUAUCACUGCACGGUGGAGGGCUGCGAGUAUUUCUGCCAGACCUUCCAGACACUCAACUACCAUUUUAAAAGGGUGCACAAGGUGGGAGGCAUGUCCAAGUACAAGUGCCACAUCUGUGACCAAGUCUUCUCCUGGUGCUACACGCUCACUCUUCACCUGCGGAAGAAGCACGAGCUGAAGUGGCCGUCGGGUCACUCGCGCUUCCGCUACAGGAAGGACGUGGACGGCUUCCUGAAGGUGAACAUGGUCCGGUUUGAGACGGUGGAAGUGACCAAAGAGAUCAUGAUGAACAUGGCCAACAAACCUCAGAACCCUAAGAAGAGUCGGAAGCCCAGCAGCCAGAACAAGCGACCUGAAGUUCAGCCCAAGAGCGGCCACACUUCCCCCGCAGGAUCCUCCUCACCUUCGUCCUGGUCCUCCUCCUCCUCCUCUUCCUCCUCCUCAUCCUCCUCCUCCUCCUCCUGCUCCUCGGAACUCUCUGGCGGGGAGGACGUGUCCUCUCAGCCCAGUCCAGGAGACGGUGACUCACCCGUCUACUGCGUGAUGAGCACGGUGCCCAGCAUCGCAGACGAAGCAGGAGGACUCUGCCAGGAGGACCAGGACUCCAUCGGAACGUCAGGAGCGGUCCAAGCUCUGACCAAGGUGGCACGGGGUCUUUGUAUGGACGUGGUCUAGUUUUCAUUCUCGCCGCUGGAGUUUGUCUUGGCACCGCUUUUCUACAGGAAAUGACCUCCAUCAGUGCAGCUUCUGUGAAUGUGAAAGUCCAAACCCUUCAGCCCUGGUUUUUAUGAAGUUCUGGAUUUUAUCAUUGCUCUUAAGAUUUAUCAGAAGAAAUGACCUAUUUUUAUUGCUUUUUUAAUACUGUUUUGAUUGUUGCUUGCAUUAGAGCGAUUAAAGAGAGAAAAGAACAAGGCUGCGGGGGAGAAGAUCUUAACUUAACAUUGUGGUUUUUGAUUAACAUACGUUACAGGUUACAGCACCUGACCUCAACUUAAAAAUGCAGAUUAUUGUGUUUUUGCUCAGUUAAAAAAAAGUUUUUUUUUCUACUUCUUCUACUUCCAUCACGCGUUAUAUGGAAUAUACCGCUUGUAUUAUUUUUUCAGGAUAUGAACUGUUGAAAGUCUCCAUUGUCGUCCACAACAAGAUGUUUUAAAGUGUCACUAUUUAUUUAUUUUUAAUAUCUGAAAUUAAACACAGAGAGUAAAGUUUUCUUUUCCAAUAAAUAAUUUUAAAUGAAAGUAUUGAAAUAAUGGAACAAUAGACAUAGUAGCGAAAAAUAGCUAUUUUAUCUUAUACACAGUUUUAAGCUAUAUAUAUGUAUGUAAGAUACUUUAUAUCUUACAUUUAAGAUAUAAAAUAUGUAUGCAAAAAAUCUUUAGAAAAGAAAAAUAUGAAUUUAGACAGGAGAUAGGAAAAUAUGAUUAUUGUUGAAGGUGAUUAAAAGAUAAUUAAAAAUACAUAAAUAAAUCAGGAACCAAAUAUAUAGGUGCAAUAUUUUAAAGGAUGUAAGAGACAAGAAAUGAUAAAAACAUUUCUUCUGGGAGGAAGUUGGCGGUAGAUUUGUAGAAGUACAAAUUUAAACUGGACAUAUCUCUAUAUGAACCUUUAUUGGGUAUAAUAAACCAGAAUCCAUGGCGUUCUUUUUAAUAUCUUCAUCAUCUGAGAGGCUGCUUCGCUGUGUCCGUCCGUGUCAAGACUCCUGGUGACAUGAAGCCAGGAGUCCAGGAUUGAGGAAUGUGUGAUGGUGGUAAGAGGGAGGGAGACUGUGUCUUGGUGAGAGCAGUUGAGCGGCGCUGCAGGAGUCUGGCACCAGUCGCCCAAAUCCUCGCAGAUGACCAGAGCUUUCAAGCCACGGCACCUGAGCGAACGGGUCACAG
This is a messenger RNA of Synchiropus splendidus (mandarinfish), 3139 nucleotides long. RefSeq lists its product as uncharacterized. The record is from RefSeq and is a predicted model, not a curated record. Gene Ontology annotation, biological process: anatomical structure development; regulation of transcription by RNA polymerase II. The transcript has 9 exons. The coding region runs from base 369 to 1937 and encodes 522 amino acids. Gene Ontology annotation, molecular function: RNA polymerase II cis-regulatory region sequence-specific DNA binding; DNA-binding transcription factor activity, RNA polymerase II-specific. NCBI's taxonomy places the organism in Eukaryota, Metazoa, Chordata, Actinopteri, Syngnathiformes, Callionymidae.